UUGAAAAAAAGCAGAAAUAUGAAAUACAGUACGAAAUACUUACGAUACAGCACUUCGUAGUUGUCAGUAGUAUUGUGCCGUAAUAGAAGUCUUGUUACAGUACGAGUAUCGACAAACAACGACAACAACAAUAAUACUCAAACCAAUGCGCGCUGCAACCCGCCGUGCCGGUUUCACAAGGGUGGCGCGUUCGGGAAGGAGUCGCUGCCACAGUCGCUGCCACGGUCGCUGCCGCUCGAAUUCCGGAGCAGCGCGGGUUCUCGUGGACGAUGCAGAAGCUCCUCCCCCUUCCGAGCGGCGCCGUUGUUCUUUUGCGUUCCCCUCGUCGACGCUUUUGCUUUUGUUGCGCACGCCGGAGGAGGCAGCAGCGGCAGAGGCAUUUGCACCUUUGGCAUCAUUGUCGCCAUCGUUGGCAUCGUUGGCAGAAAGACCAUCGGUAGCUACAGCAUCCAUAGCAUCAGCAUCCAUAGCAUCAGCAUCCAUAGCAUCAGCAUCCAUAGCAUCAGCAUUAGCGGCAUCGUCAUCGUCCUCGUCAUCGUCGUUGGAAGAAGCAAAAGCAGCAGCAGGAGAAACAGCAAAAGCAAAAGCAAUUGCCACAACCACAACCACAACCACAAGGACUGCCGCAACGGACGAGCUCGGGCUCCCCACGGGGGCCCGCCAGGCGGAAUCCGGUCCCGAAGCCCUUGCCGAAGCCCUUGCCGAAGCCGAAACCCCGCGCUCGAGGCCAGMAAACCGCGGCAAUUCCGGGAGCCACCAYCGGGGCCUCUUUCCCUGGCGGUCCUCCCCGAGGAUCCCCGACCGCCUGGUCCCGGGAACGGAGGAACACCGCACCAGGGGGAUGCUCCUGGGGGGGAACCUCACCUCGAGCCACCCUUCCCUGGACGCCAUGGCAACGAUGCGCUUUUUCCUGGGAAUCCCGCUGGCCGACGUCCUCUUCUUCCGGAAGGCCACCGAGGCGGACCUUGCCGAAGACCUGGCCUGGGCUUUUGGGAAAGCCGUGGAGGAGCUGGCGCAGGCRCAGACGCAGGCGGAGGUGCAGGUGCAGGGGGCGCGAUCCRCAGACAAACACACAGACACAGACAAACACACACACACAGACAAAAACACAGACAAACACACAGACACCACCACCACGCUCCGCACCAUGAUGGAACCCACAAAACUGGCGAGCCUCUUCGAGGCGGCGAGGGAAUUCGGGAGGGAGUCCCUCGAGGUCAAGCUGGAGGUCCGCCCGAUCCUUUCCGGCCGACCCGAAGGACGUGGCGGGACCCGGGCGGCCUCGGGACCCGAGAUCGCGAGCCUCUUUGUCUUUCCCUUCCUGUCCCGGUCGAUGCUGGCCGGCGGGAGGAACAAGGGCCACCUGCGGAAGUACUCGAGGCUCCUGGACGCCCUCACCGGGACGGGGGCCGGGCGGGGCGGCACCAAGGAAAACGAGAGCGAGAACGAGAACGAGAACGACCGCGGUGGACCGCACGGGUCCCCGGCAGAGCUGUCGGAAGAGCUGCUGGAGGACUUUCGCGAGAGGGGGGAAUGCGAGAACACCAUCGUCUGCCAGGUCCUCGUUCCGUGCCUCGAAACCUUUUGGGUGAGGGACAGGGCCACGGGAGAAAUCCUGCAACGGACCGAGGAGAGCGAGAACGAGAACGAGAACGAGAACGAGAACGAGACGGGGGCCGGGGGCUCUUGGGGAGGUGGCGACCGGGAAACAGAAACAGAUCCAGAAACAGAAACCCAGAUCGAAACAGACGCACGAGAUGUUCCGCCGGCGACCRAACCGAAACUGGUGUACCACCUGGUACGCUUCGAGCGGGUCGCCAAGRCGAAGAUCGUUCGGGGGUCRCGGAGGCUUUUCCCCUUUGAGCAGGAGCUCGGGGAGUGGACCAUCACCGACAUUGACGAUUUGUGCGACGGGAACCAGCUCUUCUGACCGCGGUGGCGGCUGGGAUCGGAACCGGGAUCGGAACCAGAAUCGUGGCGUUGCAAUGCGUGGCG
This is a messenger RNA of Pseudo-nitzschia multistriata, 1995 nucleotides long. The record is from the annotation of a GenBank genome assembly. Lineage: Eukaryota; Bacillariophyta; Bacillariophyceae; Bacillariales; Bacillariaceae.